This is a messenger RNA of Lolium rigidum, 1744 nucleotides long. Its product is annotated as O-fucosyltransferase 19-like. The transcript has 7 exons. The coding region runs from base 43 to 1320 and encodes 425 amino acids. Gene Ontology annotation, cellular component: cytoplasm. NCBI's taxonomy places the organism in Eukaryota, Viridiplantae, Streptophyta, Magnoliopsida, Poales, Poaceae. The record is from RefSeq and is a predicted model, not a curated record.
UUUGUACUACUGAAGUUCACUUACAAGUUACGACACAACUAUAUGCCCCAGAUAUGGAUGAUGCCGGACAGUGAGGGUCACAGCAAAUGCAUCGACCGCCCGAAAAACCACUACAGAACAAGCAAUGCAACAGCUGGCUAUAUAAUGGUUGAUGCCAAUGGUGGAUUGAACCAGAUGAGAAUGGGAAUAAGUGAUAUGGUUGCAGUUGCUAAGCUCAUGAAUGCAAUACUGGUAAUCCCUACACUGGAUCACCGAUCAUUCUGGACUGAUCCAAGUGAUUUCAAAGAUAUAUUUGAUGUGGAGCACUUCAAGAAAACUUUAGAGGAUGAUAUCUUGAUUGUGGAUUCCUUACCGCCAGCUUACAAAAAAUUGAAACCCUAUAGUAGGGCACCAUCUUCCUGGUCCAGGGCUUCCUACUAUAGAGCUUUCGCACGAACACUAAAGAAGGCCAAAGUUGUUAAAUUUACACAUACAGAUUCACGAAUCGUCAACAAUGGUCUCGCUCCUCAUAUCCAACGACUCCGUUGCCGGACAAAUUACGAGGCACUCAAAUACAAGAAAGAGAUUGAAGAUCUAGGUAAUACUCUAGUUGAUAGACUGAGGAAUGGGUCCAACCAUUAUAUCGCACUUCACUUAAGAUAUGAGAAGGACAUGCUCUCAUUUACUGGCUGUAGCCAUAAUCUAACACACCAGGAGGCAGAGGAGCUAAGAGAAAUGAGACUAAACGUGCGGCACUGGAAAGAAAAGGAAAUUAAUAGCAAGGAGAGGCGACUUCAAGGAGGCUGUCCUAUGACUCCUCGUGAAGCAGCACUUUUUCUCAAAGCUAUGGGUUAUCCUUCCAGAACCAAUAUCUACAUUGUAGCAGGUGAAAUAUAUGGUGGACAUAGUAUGGAUGAAUUGAAGGAUGAAUAUCCAAAUAUCUACACACAUUAUAGUCUGGCAACAGCAGAUGAAUUAGAGCCCCUCAAGCUGUACCAAAACAGGUUAGCUGCAGUGGAUUACAAUGUAGCCCUUCAGAGUGAUGUUUUUGUAUAUACAUAUGAUGGAAAUAUGGCCAAAGCAGUACAAGGUCACAGAAAAUUUGAAGGAUUCCGGACAACCCUUAACCCGGACAGACAGAAGCUUGUGGAGCUCAUUGACAAGCUUGACGAAGGUACAAUAACUUGGAACGACUUCCAAAGCAAAGUGAAGAUGCAUCAUGAAAACAGACUUGGAGGUCCAUAUCAGAGGUUGCCUGGUCAAAGUCCAAGGCAAGAGGAGUAUUUUUAUGCAAAUCCUCUCCCGGGGUGCUUGUGCAAAAGAACAAAAAUGAUUAAGUGACAUGGAUGUACUCUUAAGAGGUGGGAAUACUUCAAAGAUAACUGCCCUCUUAACUACAUGUGACAGUGAAAUAGGUAGACAUCCAUUAGAAUGAUUGAGGUACACCAAAUAGUGCAAGUCCUAGUAAACUGACACCAACAUACCACAGAUUAUUUUCCUAGUCUGACAAUGUAUGUAAUACUCGUUCUUACAUAUAGAGGUGGGAUAGGGAGGUUCACUCAUUGUCUUCCAAAGAUGUACAUUUACAAUGAAUUGUUUAAUCAAGUCGAGAGACCCAUGGGAAAGUCACAGAGAUUUCAAGUAGUAUUAGAGGACAAAUGUACAAUAGAGGAUAUGAUUAGCGAGACAGAAAACUUCCGAUACAUGUUUGUACUUCAUUUAUACUAUGAAUGUACAGCCUUUCCUCUUUGGAAAUUUUGAUUUU